Molecule: messenger RNA, 948 nt
Organism: Fonsecaea erecta
Lineage: Eukaryota; Fungi; Ascomycota; Eurotiomycetes; Chaetothyriales; Herpotrichiellaceae
Exons: 1
Coding region: 1-948 (315 amino acids)
Source: RefSeq, a predicted model, not a curated record
AUGUCGCAGCAAUACCCGUACGGCCAGCCGUCGCCAUACUCCCCACCCGCGGGCCAAUAUACACCGCAGCCACAGCCACAGCUCUACCCACCAGUUCAAGGAGCAGGGAGAGGAAGCAGACCAUCAAGCCCUUACCAACAGCUCGAACCCGCGCUGGCAGCGCAGGGCUGGGCUGGACCGGGCUAUGCACAACAGCCACAGGGAUAUUCGUCCCAAGGAUAUCCUCCACCACAAUACUCCCCGCCACCGGGCUACCCUUCCCCCCAGGGAUAUGCAACUCAAGGGUACCCUCCCCCGAACCAGGGCUACCAAUAUGCCCCUCCCAUGCCUCAGCCACCACCACCACAACAACAACAAGGAAGCGGCGGCGGACCCUACACGCUGCUCUUCCAACCGACGUCGCAGAAACACACCUCCUCCCUGACGCCAGUGGGGUCUAACACGCCGACGUACAUCGCCACGUACAGCCGGCCGCUGGUGUACUCGUCGGAGCCGGACAUCAGAGUGGUGGCGACGGCGUCGGGGGCCCAGCUGGCCACGGUCAACUGGCACACGUGGUCGAGCAAGAUCGACCUGGCCUUCUCGAGCACGGGGGCGCAGAUCACGUACAAGGACAGCUUCGAGCCCGUGGGGUCCAGUGCCGCCGCCGCAACCACCACCCUCGGCCGGCUGUUCUGGACCCUCACCCACGGCACCGACAAGCAGGCCGACCUCAAGUGCGCCGACCGCACCGGCGCCACUGUCUGCACGGUGGUACUGCACGACAAGUUGCGCAGCGGCCGGAUCGAGAUCUGGCGGCCCGGGCUGGACAAGGAUCUCUUCGACCAGGUCGUCGUCAGCGCCCUUGCCGAGAUCGAGGACUGGAGGAGGAAGGUUGAGAGUCAGAAGACGAAUAAUCCCGCGGUCAUGGCUGGGACCAUGGCGGCGAUCACAAGUGCCAAUAACUGA